Molecule: messenger RNA, 928 nt
Organism: Juglans regia (Persian walnut)
Lineage: Eukaryota; Viridiplantae; Streptophyta; Magnoliopsida; Fagales; Juglandaceae
Exons: 3
Coding region: 478-858 (126 amino acids)
Biological process (GO): translation
Cellular component (GO): ribosome
Molecular function (GO): 5S rRNA binding; structural constituent of ribosome
Source: RefSeq, a predicted model, not a curated record
AUGCAUUCCUAACUUUCUCUCUCUUUGAGAUGACCAAAACCUUAACAUCGGCAAGCUCUCUAGUUAUCCGGUCUCCACAGCCAUCUGUUUCCGGCUAGCACUUCCAGCCACACACGGCCCAACUGUAGCCAUGUCUUUUCCCGAUCCAAAGUGCGCUGCGCCGCCACCCACCCAGCGGUCUUGCACACCACCGCCCUAGUCUAGCCAUCGUCCACGGUAAACAUAGCAAUCUCUCUCUCUCUCUCUCUCCAUUUGCUAUUUUCUUCUUUUUCAGACACCCGUGGCCAUACCCUCCCUCUGCCGUCUGCGGUGACGCGGUCUGUUGCUCUCCAAGAUUCCACCACGUCUCGGCUUCUCUCGGUUGCUGAUGUAAAUUUGGAGCAAGCUUGCUGCAGUUUCUGACAGCUUGAGAUUCAGAAGCCUGCGUGAAUAAAGGAAAAGGCCAUCAAGCAUCUGAGGACUUUGGACUUUUGAAGGAUGACGGUUUUAAAGCGGUAUGUGCUUCGAUUGUUCAUAUCAAUAAAGUACAUCACAGCGAAUGUCGUGGACAGAAAUAAUGGACGGAUUGUUGUAACAGCAUCAACAGUGGAACACGAUAUCAAGGGAUCACUUGAGUGUGGCCGGUCUUGCAAUGCCAAGGCGGCAGCAGUUGUUGGAGAGGUACUGGCUAUGCGACUCAGGGUGGAGGGUCUUGAAGAGGGUCAGGGAAGAGGGAUUCACGUUGAUGUUAACAAGGAAGUAGAAAAGAAAGGCUUUAAAAACCGUACCAAGAUAUGGGCCAUUGUCAAUGCUCUUAAAAGCAAUGGGAUCAAACUUAUUCUGGAUGAUAAGGAUGACAAUACUAGGUCAAAUUACUGAUAUGUUCCUUUUCCGGGUUCUCCCCUUAUAAUUUAUGGAAGAGAUUUUAAGAUUUUUCUCGUCUUUUCAA